AUGGGUGGAAAUUCGUCAAAAGAGGUAGAAAAAUAUAAAGUGGACAAGGAAUAUGAUAUUCGCGCAAAAGAAGAAGAAAAUCGCCACGAAGAAAAAAUGCUCGAAACAACAAUCAGAGGACGGAUAAAUAUGUGGGAUACGCAUGUAGAUCGAUGCGAGAAGAUAGGAUACUCAAAAAGCGACGCGUUAAAAAAAUCCAAGCAUAUUAUCGACGAUACCCUGAAACAACUUGAAGGAGCAAGCAACCGACAAUUUGCAUUCAGCGAUGGGUCCUCAGAGACGGAAAUAAUAGAGAAUCAAAGAGAUAUAUUGGAUGGCCUACUAAAAAAAUUGGAUCCUAAAUUUCCCGGCGGUAAAAAAUAAUUGCAGUUAUGUAUAAGAAGAGAGACAUACAAUUCAGAAAUAUACUCUAUUCUAUAUCAGGGAUGGCGAACCAAUGAUCCACUAAUCAAUGCAAUCCAAUGAAUCAAUGCAAACAAAAAAAUGACAAACUGGUCUUAAAUUGACCUGGCGAUAGGUGAACUACCGCAACUGUAGAUACAAAAUGUCUAGUCAUUAACGACUACAUAAAUUUGAAAUUAUAACAAAGAGUAAGGUAAGAGUCACUUCAAUACGAAUGAAGCCCGCAAUUCGCUGAGAGUGGUUUACAAUUUUUUUUUAUUGUGCAAAAAUGUUACUGCAGCUUUUCGAUAAUUCAUAUGUACGUGAAUCUCUGUUUCGCAUACGAAUUUAUAAAAAUCGAGUACCAGAAAUGGACGGGAUGAGGUAAACAUGCAACGUCAAGUUUCUCAUUAAUUAAAUACGACCCACAUUCCUUUCCAUAAUAAAAAUGUAAGUUUUGACCCAUUCAGUAAAAAAGGCCACCAUUUGUUCGCUAUCCCUGUUGUCAUUAUAUAUCAUUUACCAAUAUAUUAUUAAUGUAGUUGACGAUCUAUUCAGUUGUGUUCCAUAAUUAUAUAUAUCCAAUAUUACUGAUCCUUUGUGCCUCCAUUAAGAGGGGAGGGAUGUAGGUCUUUUGUAGGGUUAUUUCAGGCUAAGUUUUGUUGUAACCAGUAAUUGAAAUUGGAACAAGGCCAUAACGAGUCUAGAAUCAUCGAGGCAUUGUAGUCAAAAAUAGAAAUUAUCAGUGCUGGAGGGCCAAAUGGCAAACACUCCAGAUAUCUUGACCCCAAAUAGUUUCAAUAUUUGCAAGCUGGAUUUUCUUAUGGACACCGUAACACAGGAUUCUACUUGACUAAUAGCCAAUUCCAUUCAGAUAAAAUAUCAUUUUUAUCCCAAGGGAGAGGAAAAUCGAUGAGGUGGCAUAAUCACAUGGCGUACCACUAUCUUUCGUCCGAUUAACAGUCAAUGUUCGAUUUGAGGACUAUCCACAUUAAGUUGUCGUUUUUCAAUUGAGACUUUUGUCUGGUUUUACCAAUGAUGUUGGGCCGAAGAAGUUUCAAAGUAAAUCUGAGCAACAAACACUGCAUUUGCGUUAUAUAAUAAAUACAAAAGUCGAUGACACUAAUAAGUGUCAAGGUUGUCCAAAAACGCUGCUGGACAAAUUCAUAGCUUAAAAAAAAC
Styela clava is the source of this 1563-nucleotide messenger RNA. NCBI's taxonomy places the organism in Eukaryota, Metazoa, Chordata, Ascidiacea, Stolidobranchia, Styelidae. The record is from RefSeq and is a predicted model, not a curated record.